AUGGACGUAGAAGCGCUCAAGGACACGCUCCCCGCGCCGGCGACGGAGCCGUCGCCGGCGCCGCGCAAGAAGGGGAUGCACUGGCUGGUCGUGGUGAUCAACUGCGGGAUGCUCACGGUGGGAACCACGGGCGGGCCGCUCAUCACCCGCCUCUACUACAGCAAGGGCGGCCACCGGCAGUGGCUCUCGUCGUGGAUCGAGACCGCCGCCUGGCCGCUGCUGCUGGUCAUCGUGGUGGCGUCCUACAUCACCCGGCGGGCGCGCGACCCCAGCGCGCCGCUGCUGCUGACCCGGCCGCGGAUCCUGCUCGCCGCGGUGCCGCUGGGGCUGGCCAUGGGCGCGGACAACUUCCUCUACGCCUUCGGCCUCUCGUACCUGCCGGUCUCCACCUCCGCCAUCCUCAUCUCCACGCAGCUCGCCUUCACCGUCUUCUUCGCGUUCCUCAUCGUGCGGCAGCGCCUCACGGCCUCCUCCCUGAACGCCGUGGCGCUGCUCACCAUCGGCGCCGUGGUGCUGGGCCUGCACGCCUCCUCGGACCGCCCCGCCGGGGUUAGCAGGGGCCAGUACUGGCUGGGCUUCGUCCUCACCCUCGGCGCCGCGGCGCUCUACGGCCUCAUGCUGCCGCUCGUCGAGCUCACCUACAAGCGCGCCGCGGCCGGCGGCCGCGUGCUCACGUACGCGCUGGUGAUCGAGGUGCAGCUCGUCAUGACCUUCGUCGCCACCGCGUUUGGCACCGUCGGCAUGGUCGUCAACAAGGAUUUCCAGGCGAUCGCACGGGAGGCGCGGGCGUUCGAGCUGGGGGAGGCGCGCUACUACACGGUGCUGGUGUGGAGCGCCAUCCUGUGGCAGUUCUACUUCCUCGGCAGCGUCGGCGUCAUCUUCUGCGUCCACACCCUUCUCACCGGGAUCAUCAUCGCCGCCUUCAUCCCCGUCACCGAGGUGCUCGCCGUUGUCUUCCUCCACGAGAAGUUCAGCAGCGAGAAGGCCAUCGCCCUCGUGCUCUCCCUCUGGGGCCUCGCCUCCUACUCCUACGGCGAGUAUGUCGACGCCCAGGCCAACAAGAAGAAAACGACCUCGUCCGAAUCCCAGGCUCUUCCUAGUCCUAACUAGGCUCCUAGCAUAUAUUUCUAGAAAGAUAACGGUGCCUUUAGACAUUCCUAAACCUUCGAUAUGCAUGUAAAUAUGACACGAUCAGAAUCAAACUCCAUUCCCCUAGAAUAUAGCGGAGAUCUUAUCUUAUCUCA
Molecule: messenger RNA, 1244 nt
Organism: Lolium rigidum
Lineage: Eukaryota; Viridiplantae; Streptophyta; Magnoliopsida; Poales; Poaceae
Product: purine permease 3-like
Exons: 2
Coding region: 1-1110 (369 amino acids)
Cellular component (GO): membrane
Molecular function (GO): purine nucleoside transmembrane transporter activity
Source: RefSeq, a predicted model, not a curated record